This is a messenger RNA of Macrosiphum euphorbiae (potato aphid), 534 nucleotides long. Lineage: Eukaryota; Metazoa; Arthropoda; Insecta; Hemiptera; Aphididae. The record is from the annotation of a GenBank genome assembly.
AUGACUAUAAGCGACUCUACUAUUACGAUUAACCCUCCGGCUGCCAGAAAAAGAAUCAACUGGAAAAAAUUUGAGCAAGAACUAUCGCUUAAUUCUCCAAAGCUGACGACCAAACUAUCAAACCCAACAGAAAUCGACAACGAGGUUGAUUCAUUUACCACACUCAUAAAGUCAACAAUCGAAAAAUGCUCCUACCUCAUUAACAAACCUCAAACCAGAGAGCCACUCUCCCCCGAUAUCCUACUUGAGAUUGCCACCAAACGAAAUUUAAGGAAAGACUGGCAACGCACUAGGCAUCCAGCAGUAAAGACAAUGCUAAACGCCCAAAUAGUGUAUGUCCGAAACCUCCUUAAAGAACACCGUCAAUUAGCAUGGGACCGUUUCACAUCCACACUAAAUUUCCAAGAUCAAUCACUCUAUAAAUUAAAUCGUCGUCUGCUUCACAAGAAGCCAGCUUCCGCCCCGUUAACGACAAACUCCGGUCAAAAAUCUACGACACUAAAUCCAAACUGGAUCUGUUUGCAGACACAAUGA